This is a messenger RNA of Betta splendens (Siamese fighting fish), 2371 nucleotides long. It is a transcript of the gene rab30, whose product is annotated as RAB30, member RAS oncogene family. The record is from RefSeq and is a predicted model, not a curated record. Gene Ontology annotation, biological process: Rab protein signal transduction. The transcript is spliced from 5 exons. Gene Ontology annotation, cellular component: trans-Golgi network. Lineage: Eukaryota; Metazoa; Chordata; Actinopteri; Anabantiformes; Osphronemidae. Gene Ontology annotation, molecular function: GTP binding; GTPase activity. The coding region runs from base 159 to 1022 and encodes 287 amino acids.
AAUUAAUAUUUGUGUUGCAUUAACACAAGCAAUCUCUGCAUCACUGCAUUACUGAACGAUUCCAAACGUAUAACUGAAUAAGAACUAAAAUAUCGGAUGGAUUCUAUCUGCAGUAGCAAACUGUGUAAGAAGUACUGAGUUGGUUUGCAUGCGUACUGAUGACGUCAUCGAGUGCAGUCGUCCUCCUCCCUGAGCUGCUGAGGAUACACGACCAGAGGAAACGAUGCCCUGCCCAGCUAUGGCUCUGCCCGCUUGAUGAGGUGACCUAUGCAUACCAAGUAGUUAUAAGUCCGGGGACAUCCCCGUGUUUUGCUUCCACAUGCACCGGACACCACACGUGCAGGCAGCGGCUUCAGUCGAGUGCUCUCCUCUCACUUUGGGCUUCACUCCUCUGUCUUUUCCAGUUUAGCGUGAGCAUGGAAGAUUAUGACUACCUGUUCAAAAUAGUGCUGAUAGGAAAUGCCGGAGUUGGGAAGACAUGUCUGGUUCGACGCUUUACUCAGGGCCUUUUCCCACCUGGACAGGGGGCUACUAUUGGAGUAGAUUUCAUGAUUAAAACUGUGGACAUCAAAGGGGAGAAGGUCAAGCUGCAGAUAUGGGACACAGCUGGACAGGAGAGAUUUCGCUCCAUUACUCAGAGUUAUUACCGCAGUGCCAAUGCCCUCAUUCUCACGUAUGACAUUACCUGUGAGGACUCCUUCAGGUGCCUUCCAGAGUGGCUGAGGGAGAUUGAGCAGUAUGCCAACAACCAAGUGGUGACUAUAUUAGUCGGUAAUAAAAUAGAUCUGGCAGAGAAGAGGGAGGUUCUCAGACAGCGAGCUGAGGACUUCGCUGAGGCUCAGAGCAUGCUCUAUCUGGAGACCUCAGCCAAAGAGUCCGACAACGUUGAGAAACUUUUCCUCGACUUGGCCUGCGAACUCAUUCGAGAGGCCAAGCAGAACAAGCUGGAUAACAAUGACACUGCCCCAAUGCCCGGUGAGGGUAAAACCAUCAGUUACUUGAGCUGCUGCAGCCUUAUGUAGAGAGAGCUCAGCAUUCUGGCCGUGGUAUCUCAGUAGCCAUUGACUGUAGAGGGCACACAGUUGAGACCCAAAGCCUCCGUCCCUCUACAAUGGCAUAAAGCCUCUUAGAUCCAUCAUCUCUAGUCCCAUGCCUUUGUGAGCUGUACAGGGGAGUUAGUCGACCUUAGUUUGGCCUUCCAGAAACAAGCAUUUUAAGACAAUGCCAUUAGGAGAACAUUACUCUCAGUGCAACAGGAUGUAACGUUUGAGGCAUCCAGGAUUCUGAGUAGGGCUCAAUUUUGUUCUCGUCUGUGUAACAUUGCAUUGUUUUAGGACUCGUUUUCAUUCAUCGUCAGUAUUCACCAGCAGCAAAAACCUCCCCGGGCGUUUUAUUACAGAUUCCACUAAGCUCACAGAAAAUGGAGAGGUUACGGUACUAAAUGUACAUACAGUGUGUGUUUGGAGAAGAUCCAGUCAGACCAAGAUUUAAAGAAACUUUGCAAACUUAUCCUGAAAUUGGGUCGCACAAUCAGUUAUUUCCAUUUAAUUUCCACUGCUUUGAAAAUAACAUCCAAUGGUCUUAACAUCAUAACAUUAUGUCUGCGUAGUUAUUUACACCCAUAAGUACAAACUGUGAAAUAUUUGUUCCCAAUAGAAGAGUUUUACUUGCUGCUAAAAUUUGUUGGUCAUAUACCAUGAACAGUAACAUACAUAUAAAUACUACAAUAACAGUAUUUUGUGACGCCUUUAUUUUCAUGUAUACUUGCAGUACUUGCCAUUAAUCAGUUGAUAAAGUGUGAAGCAGGUGAAAAAACCUAGUCAGUAAUUAGUAGACAUUUGUUUAAUUACUUGACAUUUUAUUUGCCAGCUGUUAUUUUUACCCAUGUGAAUAUUUCAGAAUUUGUUGUUGUGCCUAACCAUGAAAUUUGUUCCAAUUGGUUUGUUUAUGUAGUUUUGUAUGACCUGUAUUUCAUGAGCUUUUAUUGUGAAAUUUGAUUGUCUAGCAUGUUUUGUCUUAAUUUGUAGUGUCCAAAGUUCAUCUUGCCAUAACUGUUAUGUACUGUAUUGCACAAUGUCAUAUACUGCACAUUUAUUUUGUAACAUGUUGUCUUUUGUUGUACUUGUAGUACAUCUUGGCACUUUGCUUUUAAACGUUUUAUUUCCUGUAAUCCCUUUGUACGACCGGCGAUCAUUUGGUAUUUGCCUUUUACCGUAGCUUUAACAGCUCUUACAUAUUGUUAAUCUCUUGCAUCUCCUCAGAAACACAACAGAAAACACUACGGGGAUAUUGUGCUUUUUUUCCUUUAUGUGUAUAAAAAAUAAUACCUGAAAAAUGACUGUAUACAUUAAUAUUAAAUAGUUACACUGCA